Cyclocybe aegerita is the source of this 1233-nucleotide messenger RNA. NCBI's taxonomy places the organism in Eukaryota, Fungi, Basidiomycota, Agaricomycetes, Agaricales, Hemipholiotaceae. The record is from the annotation of a GenBank genome assembly.
AUGUCGCCCGUGUAUCAAGCUACCGCCUCCGCGCCUGUAAACAUCGCCGUUAUCAAAUACUGGGGCAAACGCGACACUAAGCUCAUCUUGCCCACCAAUUCGUCGUUGUCGGUUACCCUCGACCAGGAUCACCUCCGAUCCACGACGACAUCGCGUGCCGAUGCCAGCUUUGAGCGCGAUCAGCUAUGGUUAAACGGAAAGGAGGACGAGAUCAAGCCAGGGAGCAGGCUCGCGACAUGCAUCUCCGAGAUGAAGCGUCUUCGCAAGGAGGUUGUUGAGGAUAAGAACCUAGCAGAGCCAAAGAUCUCACAAUACAACGUGCACAUCGCGUCGUACAACAACUUCCCCACCGCUGCCGGACUCGCAUCCUCCGCGUCCGGGUUCGCCGCGCUCGUCGCAUCGCUCGCGCACCUCUACGCCUUACCCGUCUCCCCGUCCACCCUCUCCCUGAUCGCGCGGCAGGGAUCCGGGUCCGCCUGCCGGUCUCUCUUCGGAGGCUUCGUAGCCUGGCAGAUGGGCUCCGACGCCGCCGGGACCGACUCGCUCGCCGUGCAGGUCGCCCCGCAGGAACACUGGCCACAGAUGCAGGCCCUCAUUUGCGUGGUCUCGGACGACAAGAAGGGCACAUCCUCGACGAGCGGCAUGCAACGUACCGUGGAGACCUCGCCACUCCUCCAGCACCGCAUCAAGUACGUCGUCCCCGAGCGGAUGGAGCGCAUUUCGAAGGCGAUCCUCGAGCGCGACUUUGACACGUUUGCGACGAUCACGAUGGCCGACUCGAACCAGUUUCACGCCGUCGCGCUCGACACGGAGCCGCCCAUCUUCUACAUGAACGACGUCAGUCGCGCGAUUAUCGCCCUGAUCGUUGAGUACAACCGUCUCUCCAUUGCGAAUGGCGGUGGGUAUAAGGCAGCUUAUACGUACGAUGCGGGCCCGAACGCGGUCAUCUACGCGCUGGAGGAGAACAUUAAGGAGAUCGCGCAGCUUAUCGUGUCGUACUUCCCUCAGAAACCUGGCGAGUUCAAGGAUGUGUUGGGGCUUUUUGGAGCGGGUGCAGCUGAUGUCAAUGUGCAUGCGAAGGUCCCUGUAGGAUUCAACGAGGCUGUGGCGAAGAAGUUCGAAGUUGGGGCUGUCAAAGGCCUCAUCCAUACCCGUGUCGGCGAUGGACCCAGGAAGCUAGGCGACGAGGAAUCCCUUCUGGCAGAGAGUGGGGUGCCGAAAACGUUGGCGUAA